UUUACGUCGCUGCUAAAUUUACUACAUAAUUCCAACCGUGUGUCACUUUAUCCCUGAGUCAUGACAUAUCCGACAACACCUAAAAGCAGCAGCAGCGAAACGACAAGAGACAAGACAGACAGAGAGAGAAGCAGAGAGAGGAACCUGUACUGUGGUAGCUACAACACAAGGAGACAGGAAUUCGGCCGAGAUAAUAAUAAUAAUAGCAAUCGUGCAGGAUUGCGGCGAAGUUGAUCAGCGGGCUGCUGUUGUCAGUCGCCGCACUGGAGCACACAGCGGGGUCUCCUCUGUAUCUCUGCUGGAUCUGGACUCUUGGACGCUUUAGGGAACCUGCACCCCCCCCCCCGACCCUCCCCUUUCUUUCUCCGACUGUUUGAGCUGCUCAGCGUUGUUUUAACUGGUGAGGAAAGUGAAGAAAGAAAAUUUUACGUGUGUUCUCCUCUCACAGCUGCUGACAGGAUUUUUGGUAUAUGGCAUGUGGAUGGUACACGUGCGGGUCACCACUUAAAGAACGCUCGCCGUUUGGCAGUACAAUGAAGACCAGAAGAGUAGCGAAUGGCCUCCUCUGAGGCAGAGACCUUCAGACAUGCCACUCCACCGACACAAUGACAUGAAACUGAGUGAAACUUUCACAUUAUUCUGACAAAGAGAUUGUUUAAAUCUCAGUUAUUAUAUGCCGACCUUUUCGACUCUGAGAAAGCAAAUGACAAGUAGCUGUUUGUGAUUUGAGUCACCGAGGAUGGCUAUAUUGCGUGGCAUCCAGUGACCGGACUUGAGCUGCUAUAUUGGUAGCCUGAUCGAAUGAUUGAAGGCAGAUAGUGUUUUCAACUUGCCAACAAAGACAUCUCUAGAUGUACAGCUGCAGAUAGCAGUAGUUAUAAAUAUUGUUUGAGCUUAUGAGAGGCCACCUAGACAGGGUAGUUUAAUUCAUACCAUGAAUCCCAGAGACAGUGUGGACGUAAUGGAGACUCAGGCAGGAGGUCAGAAGGAGAAAUUGAGCAUAGACAAAGCCAACCCUAAAAAUGAGAUGGAGGCCGAGGACGACAAAACUCCUGGGAGUUACGACUGCAACAUCUGUGGACGCAGCUUUCCUUUCCUUAGCUCUUUGUCGCAGCAUAUGAGACGCCACACGGGUGCACGCCCUUACAAAUGCCCCUACUGUGAUCACAGAGCCUCGCAGAAGGGCAACCUCAAAGUCCACAUUCGCAGUCACAAGCUGGGCACGCUGUCUAGCCACCACUCCAAUGAGGAUGAAGAGGGUGCUGCUGAGGAGGAGGAGAUGAGGGUUUCAGAGGGUCUCGAUGGAGGCACCAGCCCAACCAAGAGCAGCUCUGCCUGUAACCGGAUGAUAAAUGGGGAUGGUGGUGAGGAAACCCGUAGGAAAGUCCCUGUGAGGAGCAUGAAAAGGGAAAAGUCCGUCACUGAGCAGCGGCCUUACUGUUGCCGUUUGUGCGGCUACGAGGCCCAGCGGGAAGACCAGCUCCUCAGCCACAUUGAGAAGGUCCACAUAACAGCAGACACAGAAGAGGAGACCGCUGUCAAGGAGGAGGCUGCGACCGAAGCUGACGUCAUCCAGCCCCAGAGUGACGGGACCUUCCCUUGUGAGACUUGUGGUCAGGUCUUCUCCCAAUCCUGGUUCUUGAAGUCACAUAUGAAGAAACACGCGGGGAUCCUGGAUCACUGCUGUCGCAUCUGUGGGAGACGUUUCCGCGAAGCGUGGUUUCUCAAAUCUCACAUGAAAACACACAACACCAAAUCUAGGUCACGGUCAAAAGCAGAGUCAACUGAGCAUCCAGCCACCAUCAAUGAUGUAGCCCAGGAUCCUGAUAUUGUUACCGGCUCCGUUACUUCUGUCUACCAAAUGUGCUCCAAAUGUGGAAACCUGUUUCACAACAGAGAGAGCCUAAGAGCCCACGAUAAAGUUCACAGUCUCGGCUAUAGCAGGAAGUCCCCGAGCCAAGGGAGGCCCAAUGACGAUGAGGACUCCCCAGCUGCUAAGAAACGUUUCCUUGACUACUUAAACCUCCAGCCUUUUGAGGGAAAGAACCAGGAUGAAGAGGAGGAAAGUAAGGAAAAGAUGAUGGGUCAAAGAAUCCCAGAGCUAGAUCCAGUUUGCAGCUACCAGGCCUGGCAAUUAGCCACUAAAGGAAGGGUUGUGGAGCCAGUGGAGUCUAGUUACAAGGCCUCAUGCGGGGCAGGAAGUAUCGGAGAGGAAGCCCUAGCCGGUGCUGCUGUGGUUUUUGAGAAGGAGAGCAGCCGUUAUGUCCUGCAAGGUCAAGUGAAACGCAGUUCGGGCAGACGCAGCAGCUCCGGUUUGGGAAGCCACACCUCUUCAGGGGACCGGACACCAGACAGCCUCAGUGAUUCCGAGUACCGGCCUUCGUCUCGUCAGGACAGAAGGCGCCCAUCCCAGUCGCAAGCUUCUUCCUCCAAGUCCAACGAGUGCUUCGAGUGCGGCAAGGUGUUCCGCAGCCGUCACCAGAUGAUCGUCCACCAGCGGGUUCACAGGAAGGAUGGAGGCAGGGCCUCUGUUGGAGACAAGGAAAGAAGCACAAGAGAUGAGCGAUGGGGCUCCACCAGCGACCCAGAAUCAGGCUCUCCCAGCUGGCCCAGCACCCCGGGGUAUGGAGAUUCUCCACCAGCUUCUACCCUUGGAGACCAGGCCUCAGAGAUGGGUACUGCAAACUCUGGAGAGCUUUCGGAUGAGAAGCCUUACAUCUGCAGCAUGUGUGACUUUGUCGCCACAGAUUCACAGGCCUAUUUAACUCAUGUCCGUGUCCAACAUCCACCUGCCUCCAAAGAUAGAUCCAGCACCAUUCCCAGUCCCAGCUCGGACAGAGGAACUCCCAGCAGUAAUACCAAACUUAAGAAAGCGCUUCUUCAGGGAGUAAACAACUCUACAUCCCCUCCUGGCUACCGUUCAGCUCAGUCCACUGCACUUGAUCCCAGCGUAGCACCUUUGGAUCUAUGUGUCAGGGCUGAGGGCAUCAGGGGUAUAGCCUCUUUAGCCUUGGACAAGAAAAGCCUCCCUAGCCACAAGUGCUCCUUCUGCUCUCACUCCACCCGCUACCCCGAGGUGCUCUGGAUGCACCAGACUGUGGCUCACCGCAUUAAUGGCAAUAGUUCCAAUCUGGCUCCUAAAUGGGCUCUUAAAACCAACUCGAAAGGCUCCAAGGACAGUUCGUUAUCCUCCAGAAGACGCACAGGACCUCCACCUGUCCUGGAAGGGAAGGAGUGUCAGCCUCUCCCUUCACUGACGCGUACCCAGCGCACACGGCCUCCGGCGUGCUCUAGUGAGACUCUAAAAAAGAGCAAGCCAGCCAGUUAUUCAGCCACACCAUCAUCAUCUUCUGCCCCCUGCACCUCAUCCUCAAGGGGCCCCUCUUCUAGCUUGGGCACCCAAGCUGGGAGAGUCGCAGCACGGCCAGGCAGCAGCAACAUCAGACCCACGGAGGACCACACUCAUCAGUCACGCUUCAGACCCAAAGUGGAAGUGUACCCGCGGGGAAGCUCGCUGUCAUCCUCCAGCUCCUUGGAGAAGAACACUGGCACCCCUUCACGCCCCUCAGCCCCAACUGCUGGCUCCGCUACAUCUUCCAGAGCUGACCGCUACUUGUUGCCCCAAGAAGGACUGGGUUUCAUGCUGUCUAGCAAACACGGCCUAGCAGAGUACAGUCGAGCUAGGGGCACCCCUCAUCAGCAGCUUCCUAACCCUCACAGCCAGGUUCGGGCUAAUGCUACGAGGCCCAGCACCAUUACCCAUAGUUCAACUGCAGGACACAACUUUGGUGCCUCGCAGGCGCAGGGUGGCGCUCUUCAGAAUUCCUCCUCUCCCUCCUCAUCCUCUUCUUCAUUACCUUCAGAGGCUCGCGGGGAGGUAAAGCAGGAGCCGAUUACAGAGACACCAGAGACGCCAAGUGAUGUCCUCGGCUUCCUCAAAAACUACAGCCCUCAUGAAUUUGCUACCCUGUACCACCGCUGGGGUGCAGCCAAUGCCCUCAUGGAUCCUACUGGGAUGCUGAGGUCUCUCAUGCGGCAGGGACAGUAUUUCUGCAAUGAGUGUGGGAAGAGUUUCAGCCAGCCCAGCCACCUGCGAACUCAUAUGAGAUCCCAUACAGGGGAAAGGCCAUUCUGUUGCCAACUCUGCCCAUACCGAGCCUCUCAGAAAGGGAACCUAAAGACACAUGUCCAGAGUGUCCACCAUAUGCCUUUUGACAACAGCCAGUACCAAGACAGGAGGAGCUUGUUACUGGGCCAUGGGGAGCGAGGAGGACCGGCUGCCAAACACCCACCAAACCCACAACAGCAACAGUAAACGCCUUCAGCUGAUCUGAUCACAACCUGGACCAGCUUCUCACACAAUCCCAAAGCUCUGUCACCGUUCCUGAAAUUCACAGAUCUAGACACAAGAACCUACGACUAACAGUUCACUUUUUGAGCCUUUCCUCUUCACCGUCACCCUUUAAUGAUGUAGAAUUUUCAGCAUUGAAGGUUAUUGUAGUUUUUUGUUGUUUUUCACUGUAAAAAAGCGUGUUCAAGUUGUGCUAGAAAAUUUCAAAAUCACGAAGACGGCCCAGAGCAGAAAAAGUCUUUUUAAUAGAAAUGACGUCUGAUGGAAAUCUGCUUUAAGAAGCUGCGUGGGUCAGGUGUGCACACCUCUCACCACAGAAGAAGUGAAGAGUGAAGUUUCUCUUUGGCAGGGAGGCUGGACUCACCAACUUUCAGUCUUUUGCUUCAUUGGGUCUUCUUUAUCACGAAGGUUGGUGUGUGACCUGUAAAUGAUUUCUGAUCACGGGAGCCCUGAAAAUUCGAUGAGUUGCCUCUUGCUGCCAUUUUUGGAGGUACCAACAAGUAAAGUUGCCGCCAGCUGCUUUACAGGAGAAGGAAAGUAAAUAAGGAGAGAAACUGAACUCAGAUGCAACUGCUGGCAUAGUGAUCGAGGACUGUGGCAUUGCAUGGCUGCUGUAGAUGCCCCCACAAACCUUUUCUUUUUUUUUGUUCUUUUAAGCUUUAUUGUACGUGAGAUUUUGUGCGUUUCUCAGGACACUGACCAUCAACACACAGCAGGAGAAGAAAGACGAGAAGCUCUAUGGUUCAUCGACAACCAGCUGGCACAUAGCAAGUUUGUCUCCUCUGGGCUCUGACUCAGAAGACUUGCAUCUUUCUGUCAGCGUGUGUGUGUGUGUGUGUGCGUGUGUGUGUGUGCGUGUUUAGGUGUGCUAAACUCACUCCCCUUCAGUCGACAGUGUAAUGGUGGGAGUGCGGUGACCAUUCUAGAGCUAGUGAUUAGAAAGAGAGAGAAAGAUGGAGAGAGGUAGGAUCAGAAAGGGACAAAAAAGAGAGAGAACAGUAAUGGAGGUGUAUGCUCAUAAAAAAGGCAAUAUAAAUGAGGAUACCAUUUUUAUGGCCCUUCAAUUAUUGUCCAUUUAAGAGGAAGGGACUGAGUGGAGUUUUCCCUCAGUAACUCGUUCGUAUUAGAGUGUCACCAUCUCAGACUAUUUGGGCUUUAAAUGAGGCGGACUCCACUAAAGCAGGAAGAAAGUGGCAGGAAGAAGUCGGCUCCAGAUUGCAAAGAAAAAUACGCUGCUGAUCAUGUUAGGGAGAAGAAAUGCAUCCUAAGAUUUUCCAUUGCUAAAGAGCAGUUCUGAACUUUUGACCGCGCUGUCUCUUAAAAAUGUCCAUUUCAUGAUGUCAUCUUAUGCCGGACUUAGAAAGCAUAAAUCUUUUGCCUUACAUAAACGGUAAUGGCUGAAAAUUUAUGCUGUCUGUUUUCUAUCUGGAAUCCACCAUGAUGCUUUUAUUUAAAAAAAUAAAUAAAUCUUGUGCCCAAGAACCCAGCAUGAGCAUGUCACCAGCAACAAACAGUCAUACAGAGAAAUGACACAAAAUUACCGGACGCCUGUCGAUUAAACGUUUUCAAUUGAAUGAUAGUCCUUAGCUUAAUGAGUCAACUUCAGUUUUUUUUAAUAUAUUUUUUGAGAGGAAAUGGUUUGAGUUGCAAGACUGUUAAAGGAGUAAGAUAGGUAACGAUGGGCUACAUUACACAAGAAUACAAAACUGUGAUAAGGAGCCUUGUAAAUACCUCAUGCACGAAGCACGCUGGUAUUAACACUGCAGCCAGGCCCCUAAUUCCAUCUUUUACUCUCUUGUUGAUCCAAAACAGAUAGGCAGGCUGAAUACCAUCUAAGGUCCCCAUUAUACCUGUCACCCGGCGCCUUACGAACGGCAGAGUUAGCACCAAAUUGACAUCGCAUCCACUGUCACUGUUUUAACGAUAUGUUGGCACAGAAGCUCAGAGAUUAUACAGAGAGAUUUUUCAAAUGUCUGAAAAGAUAAGACUUAAAAAUAAAGAAAACAAAAACAGCUAUUUCUUUGCAUCAUCUCCUAUUUGUGCUGUAGUUGAGCUACUGGCUGACACCUAUUCAGCGGGUACAUGCACUGUAACAGCAAGGUGUGUGAUGGCACAGCAUGCCAAGCGACCAACUCGACGUCUACGAUGGGGCCUUAAUAACCGCAGAAAGCAGCAGUGCAAGUGGUGCGUUCUUUUUUAUUUUCUUUGCAAAGUCACAGUUUCAAAAAUUUGUUCAGAUGUUCAAAAUCACGACUAGUCCUGCCGUUUCUUCCUGUCCCCGGCCAGUCUUAGUGGACAGACGUGACCGUGAUGUUGAUCUUCUCGUGUUAGGAUUUAAAGCUGUGCCUUUAAUGGUUUUAUUUAAAAGAUAAAGUGGGCACAUAAUGAAACGUAUCCACCAUCCUGUAUAACAGCGUGUUUAUUGGACCGACAAUGCAGAGCUGAUUAGGUUACCAGAACAUUUAAGCAGACUAAUGCAGACUAACAUCCCCCGGGCUGUCAGUCUGAUUCUUUGAAUGGUGAUGUGAAGCUUUGCAUUCGAGGGGGUCAGAGAAAGAGUAGCCAGAGGUGAGGAGGUCAGCCUAUCAGAGAGUUCAUGAGUAAAUACACAAGGUGGAGACACUGAAUUGUAGAGCUGUCACAGCCUUAACACAGGUGUGUGAGUGUGUGUGUGUGUGUGCAUUUCAAACCUCUUUAUACUGUAUUAGAGGUUGACUAAACUUCCCGUGUACUACAGCCUCCGUCUUGAUGCUUUCUAUAUUAUCCUACCUCCUCUGUAAUGAAAGCAUGCUAACAUUUAUUGGCUGAUUUCAAGCAGGGCUGUUUGUUUUACUUGUCCUUCACCCUUAAAAUAGCCCCCAGGAUUGAAUACGCCAUGCCCAGCAUGUUAGGGAAGAGGAGAAGCAAAGCGAAGCAGCUCAAGACUCUGAAGAAGAGUAAAGCAGUCGGUUUCUCUGAUUCAAAAUUCACACCAGUUGUAGAUGACGGAGCUUACAGAGUACUGUAUUUUCCAUCUAUUUUGAGACCUCAGUAGUUUUUACGCAAAUGUGUGAUGAAACGGUUGUUAUGCCAUUGGGUUGUUUAGUUAUGCAUACAAUAUCGUGUGCUUGAAUCGGACUAACAAUGCACAAAGGUGUAUGUUGAAGGUGUGGUUAGUGAAAAUACUUGAAAUGGAUUCUCUAGCCUUUGAGGUAGGGUAGUACUAAUACCAAUGUUGUACAGAAGUCCCUUUAAAAUGAAUUCCUCAGCUAUGAAUUUGUACUCCGAAGUGUGACUUAGAAAAACUAUGAAGCAGGAGUAAGUGUAAUAUAAAGUGUAUAUCUCUAAUCUCUUAAACUCUUACCAAACCCUUUAUAUACAGCGGUAGAAACCAAAUGGCAUUACUUAGUGCACUUAGACUAGGUUAGUGCUUUAACCAUUCUUAUUUUGUCCAGUUCUAGCUAAGGUUUCUUUGAGAAUGUCUUUUUAACGGUGCCGGCUAACACACUUCAGCGCAAUUUCUGGUUUAGACAUUUUGUUUCUUUUUUGGGCCUUUUAUUUUGUUACAAUGAUUCUAUAGAUAUGAAUGCAAAAUGAUUUGUUCUGUGACGGCUGUGUGGUACAGCUUUUUAGCUAUGUUUCCUCAAGGGAGGUUUGAUAAUGCUAGGCGCAGCAGUGCUUAUUUUUUCAUAAAGAUGUAAAAGUGUGUUUUUAGUCUAUUUGCUAAACUGUAGGAUUUGUUGAGUAGCUAGUCAUGGUUUGCCCUCCCAGAGGGGCUGGCAGGUGUUGUUUCUUUUUUCUCUUUGGUUGGGUUUUUAUCAUGCCUCUUAAGUUGUAUUAUUUGUGUCCGUAUUCAUAUUUUUUUUUAAUUUGUUAUGAACUCGAUGAUUAAUUUACCUUAGAAGACAUUAUUAUUCCAAAUGUAUUUGGUUGAUAUCUGUAUUUAUUAUCACUUCAAAACAGGAUAAGAGGACAGAAGCAGACAGGAGUGUUUGUUUUAAUUUGAUUUUUCCGGGUUGUUUUUAUACUGUGUAGUUUUCAAGCCAGCAAGCCGAUGUGAAAGCUCUACCUCGUCUGAGCCAUUCUCAGUUCUGUUAUACUUUUGUACAUCAUUUCAAAAAGAUGUAAUGUCAUGUCCACAAUAAAGACACACAAAAUGGCACCUG
This is a messenger RNA of Oreochromis aureus, 8496 nucleotides long. Its product is annotated as zinc finger protein 516. Bases 935 to 4315 code for a protein of 1126 amino acids. Gene Ontology annotation, molecular function: DNA-binding transcription factor activity, RNA polymerase II-specific; RNA polymerase II cis-regulatory region sequence-specific DNA binding. Lineage: Eukaryota; Metazoa; Chordata; Actinopteri; Cichliformes; Cichlidae. Gene Ontology annotation, cellular component: nucleus. The transcript has 6 exons. The record is from RefSeq and is a predicted model, not a curated record. Gene Ontology annotation, biological process: regulation of DNA-templated transcription.